GUAGUAGUGUCAUGUGAUCCACUGUUCAAAACGCUUGGGAUAGUUUGUGACCGAUUGUUGUUGUGGCAUUAAUUGAAGGAUGUCGGUCAGUUUUAUACUUGAUACUUGAAAUAAAUCAACUUGUAAUAAAUCAUGGCUCGUACGAAGCAGACUGCACGUAAGUCCACCGGUGGGAAAGCCCCCCGCAAGCAGCUGGCCACCAAGGCAGCCCGCAAGAGUGCCCCGUCGACUGGCGGUGUCAAGAAGCCUCACCGAUACCGGCCCGGCACCGUAGCCCUCCGUGAGAUCCGUCGCUACCAGAAGAGCACGGAGCUGCUGAUCCGCAAGUUGCCCUUCCAGCGUCUGGUCCGUGAGAUUGCCCAGGAUUUCAAGACUGAGCUGCGAUUCCAGAGCGCGGCCAUUGGAGCCCUGCAGGAAGCCAGCGAGGCCUACUUGGUGGGUCUUUUUGAGGACACCAACCUGUGCGCCAUCCACGCCAAACGGGUCACUAUCAUGCCCAAGGACAUCCAGUUGGCCCGACGCAUCCGUGGGGAGCGUGCCUAGGCACCAGUAGCCCCCCCAGAAGACCACCUGGGUUGGCAAAUUGGUUCUUUUUUGGCAGAUUCCUUCUUGUAGCCUUGCCAAACCAAUAGAGUAUUUUUACAUCUUCACAGUAUGCGUGUGUAUGUGUGGUUUUGUGCUUUUGUCCCCGUUUUGUGUUUGGUAAUGCUUCUUUUCCUGUAGUGUUUCUUGUGUAGAUUUGAAUUCCAAUUUGUGCUAUUUGCUUUCUUAUUGCCUCAAGCAAUGUGGAUUUUCUCUACAAAUCAAUCUUAUGGAAAUGUGAUAAUAAACACAAUCAGCACUCCAAUCUUGGAAAUUUUAAGGUCAUUUUACCUGAGGCAGUCAACACACGUUAAAAAUACACUGCAACGCAUGAUCAAUGUUCAUGCCUGUAAUUAGCUGUAUUGCCAUCUUUAAUUAAUCCAAGAAGAAAAAUUAAUUUUGAAGUUGUACUUGCAAGAAGUCCCUCUGCAUUGAAUUUCCCCUCUAUGUCAAGCAGCUUUUGUAUUAUUUGCAGCCUCCACUGGUUUGUCAGCAAAAGAAAAAAAUCAAAACCACAAAGCAUUAUUUGAUAUUUGUUUUGAUUUUAGAAAAACAACCCAGGAAUUUUGUAUCACAGAACAUGAAAUAUCCAUAGAGGCUUCAUUUUAUGUCUUGGAUAUGUAAUUAGGUAGAAGGGACCAAAAUUCUCUACACUUGUACCCAUAUAAAUGUAAUACAUAAGUAAAUAAACCCUUUGUGCUCAUGAAUGCACUGAAGUUCAAUCAGGGAUUUUUUUGACCAUUGCUGGAGAUGGCAUUUAAUAGAGGUAAAGUCUAUUUGAUGUUUGUAAGUCCCAUUUACUAUGUAUAAGUUAUUCUGUCUGAUUUUUAUGAGUAGUUGUAUACAGGUAGCUGGUUAUACAUGUAUCCAGUGUUUUAGUAAAUAGUUUUGAAUGAGAUAUCUGGGCACUUUGUUCCCCGCCCUCAGAUUGAGUAUACGUGUAAGAAAAAACGUCCUUGUUCAUUGUUGAUCUACAAAGGCAAAGUUAGAAAAAGGAAAUAAACUGAGGAAAAAGACCUGGUCUCUGUGAAUUUGGUUGAAGUCGGUGCUUGGUCAGUGAUCAGGUAUGCAGAGAGGUCUUCCCUUUCAAACAUAAACGCAAUUUUGAACGCGAUUUCGAACAACUCUGUUAUUAAUAUGUCACAGUUGGAGGAUUGAGAAAAGUUAAGGUGAAGAAAAAAGUAAACAAAGGUUUUACGUUCUGCCGAAAAUUCUGUGAUUUUUGUCUAGAUUUCAAUUUUUUUUAGUGUAAAAUGCAACCGAAGACCUCAUGUUUUUGAAUGACCAUGACUGUCCUUGUCAUUUGCAUUAUUAGUGUAAUAAAAUAUUCCCCAGUUGAAAAGAAA
This is a messenger RNA of Acanthaster planci (crown-of-thorns starfish), 1928 nucleotides long. Its product is annotated as histone H3.3A. Gene Ontology annotation, cellular component: nucleosome. Gene Ontology annotation, molecular function: DNA binding; structural constituent of chromatin; protein heterodimerization activity. The record is from RefSeq and is a predicted model, not a curated record. Lineage: Eukaryota; Metazoa; Echinodermata; Asteroidea; Valvatida; Acanthasteridae.